AUGGCACAGAAUGAUUUAGAUUGCAAGCUUAAUAUGCUAUUGAUUGGGCCUCAGAUAGGAAUGCUAUUAUUUUCAGCUUUAGAGCAUAACAUUCCUGCAUUGCUUGCUGAAGGGCCAAAAACGGCAAGCCAGCUUUCUGAAUUGACUUCAACUGUUUCUGACAAACUAGAAAGAGCUUUAUUACAGCUGGUAUCUGUUGGGCUAUUUUCUUAUAACCCAAAUACUAAUAUUUUUUCUAAUAGUCCUCUAUCCGAACGUUUUCUUGAAAAAAAUCUUGCAAAUCUUUACAAAUUCAGCUUAUCCCCUUGAAAAUUUGAAACCCUGACAUGCAUUCCUGGCUGCUUAUCAUCAAAUUUUACAGCUCCCGAACUUAAAUUUCAUCAAAGCAUGGAUGAAUCAAUGAGCUUAAUUCCUGGAACAUUAGAAAUCUAUCAUGAAGGGAUGGCAGGUGUUACGAAUUUAAAUUCCCGAGAAGUUGCGUUGGCAAUAGAUUUGAGGAGUUCUCAUAAAAUCAUUGAUAUUGGAGGAGGUGACGGAACACUCUUAAUAGAACUAUCAAAAAUAUAUCCAAAUCUUGAAUUCACAUUAUUUGAACAACCGCAGAUUAGAGAUAUAGCUUUAAAAAAAAUAAAUCAGGCAGGAAAGCAAAUAAAUUUCAUUGCUGGGAGCUGCUUUGAGAGUAUUCCUUCAGGAUUUGAUACUUAUAUUAUCAAGCAUGUCCUUUAUUCGUAUCCUGAUGACAAAGUUAUGGAAUUUUACUCCCCCCUCCCUAAGCGAACAAAACCAUUGGAAAAAUCUCUAUUUUUGGGUAAAAGCCCACCCUCCAUGAGUAAACAAAAAAUUUUUUAUGAAAAAUAUUCUGAUAUAUAAUAUAUAAUUAGUAUAAUAAAAUCUCUAGUUAAUUCUGCUUAAUUUUAAACAGUUGCACUUUAAAACAUAAAUUUUACAAAAUAAUGUUUUAAUUCUUAAUUUCACGAAUUAAAUUUUGAAAAAAAAAUUUACUACAAAAUUUAUAUAUAAUUCUUUUUAAAAAACAUUAAUCCCUUACUGUGAGCGAACAAAUUUUUUUAUCUACAGGAGUUAGGAAAAUGCAGACAAUCCUUAAAUGUUGGGAAUAGACUAGUUAUAAUUGAGCUCAUGCUUGAGAUAGGCCAAUCUACUUUGCUUGAAAGAUAUCUUGAUGUGCAUUUGAUGAUCUUGAAUAAUGGUAAAAUCAGAUCAAGAGGACAGCUAGAAAGCUUGCUGAAAGCGAAUCAUUUUAGAGUGUUGAAUUUUUCUAGUGCUGGAAGUGAUUAUGUGCUGGAAUCUGUUGCUAUUUAA
Messenger RNA from Blepharisma stoltei, 1320 nucleotides. The record is from the annotation of a GenBank genome assembly. Lineage: Eukaryota; Ciliophora; Heterotrichea; Heterotrichida; Blepharismidae.